Notothenia coriiceps (black rockcod) is the source of this 805-nucleotide messenger RNA. RefSeq names its product visinin-like. Bases 227 to 805 code for a protein of 192 amino acids. The record is from RefSeq and is a predicted model, not a curated record. Gene Ontology annotation, molecular function: calcium ion binding. NCBI's taxonomy places the organism in Eukaryota, Metazoa, Chordata, Actinopteri, Perciformes, Nototheniidae. The transcript is spliced from 4 exons.
CACAAGCAACGGCUGAUUUCCUCUGCUGCUCACAGACAGAUCAUCCUUGCUCAUACAGAAAACGCAUCUGUGACCAGGACAAAAAAAGAAGAAGGAUACUGCAGCCAUAUCUCAGGAGGAGCCUUCCAUUUAUUAGUUCACCUGAAUAGCAGAGGUCUCUUUUUUUAGGUUAAAUACGUGUGUUUAGUGGCCUAGAAAGCUAAAGGGCCAUACAAUCACAUCUAAAAUGGGUAACAGCAAGAGCGGCAUUGUGUCCAAGGAGAUUCUGGAGGACCUGAAACUCAACACCAAGUUCACAGAGACUGAAAUCGGCCAGUGGUAUGAGAACUUCAAGAAGCAGUGUCCAACAGGGCGCAUCUCAAAAGAGGAGUUUGAGCAUAUCUACGGAAAGUUCUUCCCAGAAAGUGACGCCCAAACAUACGCACAGCAUGUCUUCCGCUCCUUCGACACAAAUGAUGAUGGCACACUGGACUUCAAGGAGUACAUCAUCGCUCUCCACAUGACAUCAACAGGGAAGACCACAAGGAAGUUGGAGUGGGCCUUCUCCCUGUUUGACGUGGACAAGAAUGGAUACAUCACCAAGUCAGAGGUUAAAGAAAUCUGUGCGGCUAUUUUCAAGCUGAUUCCUAAAGAUGAGCUGUCUUCUCUACCUUCGGAUGAAAACACAGCUGAAAAGAGGGCAGACAAACUCUGGACGUUCUUUGACAAGGGUGACACUGAUCGAGUAGCAGAAGGCGAGUUUAUCCAGGGAGUGAUGGAGAAUGAAGACGCUCUUCGUUUGAUUCAGUAUACACCUCUGAAGUAA